This is a messenger RNA of Solea senegalensis (Senegalese sole), 532 nucleotides long. RefSeq names its product sec1 family domain-containing protein 1-like. The coding region runs from base 48 to 407 and encodes 119 amino acids. The transcript has 7 exons. Gene Ontology annotation, biological process: intracellular protein transport; endoplasmic reticulum to Golgi vesicle-mediated transport. NCBI's taxonomy places the organism in Eukaryota, Metazoa, Chordata, Actinopteri, Pleuronectiformes, Soleidae. Gene Ontology annotation, molecular function: syntaxin binding. Gene Ontology annotation, cellular component: Golgi membrane; cytosol. The record is from RefSeq and is a predicted model, not a curated record.
ACCCUGUCCUCGUCCUCCUCCUGCUCCUCAGUCUGUUCUCCAGAGUGAUGAACACAGGCUCUCAGUUUGUGAUGGAGGGAGUGAAGAACCUGGUGCUGAAACAACACAACAUUCCUGUCACUCGGAUCCUGGACAACCUGAUGGAGAUGAAGUCUCAUCCUGAAACGGACGAUUAUCGAUACUUUGACCCAAAGAUGCUGCGAGGCAGUGAGAGCUCCAUUCCCAGAAACAAGAAUCCAUUUCAGGAGGCUGUCGUGUUUGUGGUCGGAGGCGGGAACUACAUCGAAUACCAGAACCUGGUGGACUAUGCUAAGUCCAAACAGGGGAAGAAGGUCAUUUACGGCUGCAGUGAACUCUUUAAUGCUGCUCAGUUCAUCAAACAGCUGUCUCAGCUUGGCCAAAAGUGACAUGGACACCAACAAAAUGUGAACCUCGCUCUCUCUCCCUGUUUUAUAAAAAGUGUAAAUUAAAAUUGUCUUCAUUGUUUCUGUCUCUCGUUCUCAGUACUAAUAAAGUUUCAGUUUCACUCUCA